AUGCACCGCAUCCCGGGCGGCCGCGGCGGCGGCGGCGCGUGGCGCGGGCCCGUCUUCCUGCAGCACGGCAUCUUCGGCGCCACCGACAGCUGGGUCUUUCGACAAUGUUAUAGACAAUUAACAGAAACACCUAUUGGAGGCUCUAUAACUUAUUUUAUGGCAGACGACGGCUACGACGUCUGGAUCGGAAACACCCGUGGCAACUACUACUCGCGAGAGCACGUCAACUUCACCGCGAAAGACAAGCGCUUUUGGCGCUUCAGUUGGCAUGAAAUGGGGAUGUACGACACCCCAGCAAUGGUAGAUUAUGUAUUGAAAGAAACUGGACGAGAGAAACUUAUUCACGUUGCUCAUUCCAUGGGUAAUAAUAUAUAUUAUGUCAUGUUGUCUAACAAGCCGGAAUAUGUGAAUAAAUUCCGACUUAAAAUUGAUAUAGCUCCAUCAGUUUUCUGGGACAACAUGAAAGCACCUAUUGGCAAAAUAAUAAGAGACAACCAUCGUUUAAUAAAGGUGAUAAUGGACCUUCAAAAUACUUAUGAGUUAUUGAGACCAAGUCCUGCCCGCAAAGCGUUCUACUUCUUCGGUUGCCAUAAGAAUUCUUCCCAACGAAAGUUGUGUGGCAGCCUUUUUUACGCUUCUGUGGGGGUAUCAGGGGUUCGAGAUAAGAACAAACUGCCCAUUCAUUUAGCCCGCAUGAUGGAAUCGACUUCUGGGCCCACAAUGGUUCAUUUAGCUCAAAAUGCCAAAUCUGGUCGGUUUUGUCAAUUUGACUACGGAACUCAAGGCAACAUAAAACACUAUGGAACACCGCACCCACCAGAAUAUGAUCUGAAGAAAGCCACAGUACCUACGGUACUCUACACCUCAACUGGAGAUGAUCUUGUACCAGCUGAUGGUGUGGUGAGACUGUCUCAAGAAAUACCAAAUGCUCUGGAACUAUACUGGGUGCCAGAAAAGAUAUUUAAUCAUUUGGAUUUUCUAGUUCAUGAAGAAACACAUGAUCUGCUUCUGCAUCACAUGCUAAAAGUAAUGUCAAAAUAUUAGUACGUAGCGCAAACAAACCUGUCUGAUGUACAUAAUUUUAAAAUUCGUGUCUACAAUGGUCUCAGUUUAAUGAGAGAUGAGGAUAGCUCAACACAUGAAAAGUACCAGUGAUCAUAAUUUUUUUCCAAAUUAUAGAAUUAGAGGUAGAAACCAUUAAAAUUGAAAAAUGCAUAAUCGCUUGUGGAUAAUGGAAUUUGGAAAUAUUUAUUGAUGAGAGUGAGUAAAUGUCAUUGAUUCAGAAUAAUACUUGUAAAUUAAAGAGGAAUGAUUACAGUCAACCAGGGAAUGAAUUAAUUUCAGGAAAUGAAAUAAAUCAGAGAAUAAUAUAAAUUCAGAAAGUUUUGUUUGCAUUCUCAGGAAAUUACUGCAAAGGAAAAGGCAUGAAGUAAACAAGGUAUACUUCGUGAGAAAAGGUUAUUAUUAACAAAAAUCCUUUCAAUUAAUUACAUGUUAUCCAACAAGAUAAAUAACAAAACUAGAUAACUCCUAACUAGAAGACCUAAAAAAAAUAAAAAAAUUUAAGAUAUUGGAGAAGCCCAGAUUGUUAACUUCAUCCAAAAAGUAUCUUGAGGAUUAAUAACGAUGUCUUCAAGCAUGAAGUGCAUAGAAAAUUUUUGAAAGUUAAUAGUUAUAACGUUAGAAAAGGCCUUUUGUAAUGUACCACUUAAUUCCAGUGGAAAUUUGUUCACUGUAUGGAAUUUGACAGUCAUUCCUCCCAUUUUUCAACUAAAUGGCAAGAAAAUGAAACAAAAGAAAUGGAUUGCAAGUACCAAAGAUCACUGCAAUUAAAACAUUUUUUAGGUCAAUACCUGUUCUACAAUUGUUGUGGCAUAUUCAUUGGGAGAAUGAUGGAAAUUAUUAUUUCCACCUUUAAUCAAAGCACCUAUAUGUCACCACGCAACACACAAUAAAUAUAUGGAAGAAUGACAAGGAACGUAAUGGCAAGGGUGCUACAUAAACCACUGAUUCAAGGAUUUUUAAAAUAGAGGAAAAGCUUACAAGGGAGAUGGAUGAUGAAGAGCAUUUGGGGAAAUGCAGCUCAUUUUGUGAGGAAAGGGAGACCAAUAAAGGAAAGGAGAAAAUGGCAGAGGUAUAGAAAAGGAGCCUGGUGUUGCUUAUUGGCAAAGAUAUGACCAGUCCUUGCAAAAAUGCUCAAUAAUAAGAAUACCCUUGAAUAACAAAGCAAUUUGCAAUAUUCAACAAUGCAAACUAGUUUGGUAAGAUUAAUUUAUUAUAUAUAAUAAUUUAUUUAAUUUUAGAAAUACUUUACCAGGUCAGACAAAUAAGGAACAAGUGAAUGUUUUAAAAAUAAAAUGAAGGGAUAUGACCAAAUAUCCAAUUAUCAAUUUCUAGAAUUUGAUAAUUCUUUGAUAUAUACAAUCUCAGUAGUAAAUUAUACCACGAAAACAUUAUUUGCUAGCUAAACAAUUAGGUAGCUCAAAAGCCUAACUGGAAUUUGGUUUUGAGAGUGAAUAAGAAAUGUACUUAUUUGAAAAGGGAAAAAUCAUGAUCCACCGUUUCGAAAUUAUUUUCAUACCCUUAUGUUACC
Molecule: messenger RNA, 2593 nt
Organism: Gryllus bimaculatus (two-spotted cricket)
Lineage: Eukaryota; Metazoa; Arthropoda; Insecta; Orthoptera; Gryllidae
Source: the annotation of a GenBank genome assembly